Messenger RNA from Parus major (Great Tit), 3548 nucleotides. RefSeq names its product single-pass membrane protein with coiled-coil domains 3 (gene SMCO3). The record is from RefSeq and is a predicted model, not a curated record. The transcript has a single exon. Bases 1799 to 2476 code for a protein of 225 amino acids. Lineage: Eukaryota; Metazoa; Chordata; Aves; Passeriformes; Paridae.
AUAAAUAAAUAAAAGUGUCAAUGUGAGGAGUAAGAAGUAAUUUUAUCAUUAGGAGAUAGAAAAUCUAGAGCAGCUAUAAGAAGCUAGAAAGCUAUAAGAAGUCUUCUCAAGACCUGUCUAGUAUGUAAAAUGUUUGUUGAAGAAAGUGCUAUUCCUUCUAAAACAAUUUGUCUUCUCAGUUGCUACUAAUAAGGGAAAACAAAUGACGUUACAACAAAACACCACUGGAGUGGAAAGGUUUUAGUAUCACAUUGAGUCAGAGAGCAACAUCCCUGAGGCAGGACUGAGAUGAAAUCAUAGUCUGCUAUAUCAUGGCUUAAUGUUUCCUGAAAAUCACAAACCUUUACUGUAUAUGUAUUUUGCUUCCUACAGCUUAUAUAAGAAGAUGUGUUAAAGAGCUUAUUCUCUUGGCAGAGAUACAAGGCAAGUGGCUGAAAGAAAUACACAGUGCAGUGCAAAAUAUUGGGGAAAAAAAACUUUUCAGACUGGCUUGUAUUUCAACACUGAGAUUAAAACUUGGCAGGGGAUUGUGGAAAUCAUUCUGGUUUUCUACUGUGACCUUGUGGGGGAGGGUGUGUUUAGUAAAAUACAGCUGGGUCAGUGUCAGAUGAUUUGCAGCUAGCAGAUAGUGCAAGAACUACAAAGGACCAAAAUGGCACAAAGUCAUCUUUUUAAGAAGAAAAAUCUGGGUAGUCCCCUACACAUAGCUAUUUGUAGCUCUAACUGUGAUGUGGAGGCACCAACAGCAAGAAGAGGUUUAUCUUAGAAAAAUGCAAAGCACUGCACAAAAGUGGCCCAGAUUUGCAAUAAGAGGGCUGAGAAUACAAAAAAGUACCAACAAAGAAAUGAGUCAUCCUGCUCAUUCAUAGUUUUCCCCCAUAGCAAAGAUGUUUGCAUUUAAGCUGAAAUCAUGCUAAAACAUUUUUACUUUGCAGCUGGUGAUAGGCCAAAGGGAAGUGACAGUGUUGAUUACAGAAUCUUAGUGAUGAGGAAUAACUCCAUGAUCACUGUUAACUCGGUCUCUUUGGACUCUCUAUGUUGGCAUGCAGUUUAUGAAGAAAUAAAUAUCGGGGAAGGAAAUACAGUGAGAGAUAUGUGCAAGGGGAUAUACAUUAGAUGGGGUUAUUAUGGACAAUUUUACUAUUCACUAUGAGUUCCCAAGGGUGAGCUUCCUAGUAUAAGUACAGAAUGCUUAUAUAGUAACAUUUUCUCAUGAAUGUUAGAAGGAAAAAGCUAUACUGUCAUAAAAUACCCUUAUUGUGACACAAACCAUAUCCACCAAUCAUCAUGGCUGCUGAAAAAUUGGAUGCCACUAGAUGGAAAAAAAUAAGCUAAUACAAAAGAGUGCUUGGAACAACCCUUUAAUCUUUAAGCCACAUCUUUAAUUUUGCUAAUUAGAAGAGAUUGUUUCAUUUUUUAGUAAACUAGAUCAGCUUCUACCAUCUUCAGUUUCCAAGGUUCAGUUUCAAUUUCAAUCUUCAGUUGCCAAUGACACACAUCUAUUUUACCAAUCUGCUCGUUACAUAUUUGUUAGCUAUUUUUGUUAACAUAUUUUUGUUGCUCUGAGCAUACCCAACGUCUUACAAGGUCCUUUUCCAGUCAUUUGGCAAAGAUCCAAAGCAAGAAUUAAGAUUUCUACAUUUACAAGCUGUGCCUUGGGAUUUGACCUGUUCAGUAUGAAAAGAACCAGUGGGGCAGAGACAAAGCACAUUUCACUGUUCUUUAGGGGCUACGGUUAUGAGUGUUAAACAGAGUAAGAAUUUUUUUUUUCUCUCUUGAAGUGGCCUAUUUAUGAAGAAUGGCAUUGAGUGACCUCCUUUACCCAGAUAAUCCCAAGAGAAAGCAAGAACUGAUCCAUCUGCAUCAGGAAUUGCUUGACUGUAUGUCCACGAAUUUCCAUGCAACAAACGAGCUGGUUGGAGUGCUGAAUGAACACCUGGGCUGUGCUAUUACCCCCAUCGAGAUGCGAGAGAGCGGUACAGUCAAGGAAAACUGUGAGAUUAUCAUUCAAGUGAUAAGUGAGGUUCAGCAUCAGGUGCAGAAGAUUGAUAGUGACAUGAAGGAAAAGCUUGAGCCAGUGCUGUACCAGAAGCUAUAUGACAUCAAAGAGCCCGAGCUGGAGAAAAUUGCAAUAGCCCAGAGAGUUUUUUCCAUUAUUUUUGGAGAAGCGACUUCAACAGCUGCAAUGGUAGCAAUCAAACUUCUUGGUUCCAAUCAUUUAACUCUCACUGUGAGCAAGCUCAUCGGUCUCCUUGCUCAGAUUGGGGCAUCUGUUCUUGGGGGAGUUAGUAUUACCAUCAUUGGGCUUGGUCUUGAAAUGAUUCUCCAUGCCAUCCUGGGAGCUGUGGAGAGGAGUCAGCUUCUGACAGCUGUGAGAAGCUACGAGAAGCACCUGGCAGAGUUUAAAGCAGCCUCAGAAAAGUAUCAGCGUGCCAUACAUGAAGUAACUUCUUUGGUGAGACAGCAAGUUCAGUAAAUGAAGCUGGAGUUCUCUCUUCUGCUGUGACAGCAGCUGCAGCAGCUAUGCCUGCAGAAACCUUUUUGAUUCAUUAUGACAAAUGAACUACUGAUGGCUUUUUAUUUUCUUAUUUCUGGCAGCAGAACAAGAACAAUAAAAAUUCAGGAAACUGGCACUGAAAUAUAUUAAUAGAGAAUUGUUUCACAGGUGUUUUUGGGGGGAAAUAUUUCAAGUACUUGGCACCUUUCCUUAACCUUUUUUCCUUAAACUUAUUUUCUGGGAAGCAUUGUAGGUAACUUUGAACUGUAAUUCAUACUAGAGACAAUAAUACGGACUGCUGGACUGGUAGUGGUAAGGAGAUGUGUUUCUAUAUCAAAUAUGACAACACAAUGAGAGAAAACAAUUUCAACAAGGCAAUUCAUGCCAGCAUCUGGAGGCUUUAUGAAGACAUCCGUGUUUGCUAAACUCUUAGUGUGGAUUAGUGCUAAAUCUGAUAGACUGAAUUCCCUGUUCAUUACAAGGACUAGCUGAAGCAUAUUUAACUGCUAUUUCCUGCCCUCCUAAGGAGCCAGCCAGAGAUCUUCUUUAAAUAAACUCUAAUCCCAGUAGAUUGGCAAGUAAGAGAAGCCUGGGCCUACAUGCAAACACACACAAACUUGCUCCACAACUGAGAGAAACAAGCUGCUGUGUUCCAGGUGUGCCUGGCCAUGAAUAGCUUCUUAUGCUUGUAAUGCUCUGCUCUUGCCAACCCACAUGUAAAAAUUUCUGUGCAAAGUUGCUGUUUUGUUGAUCAAAGUGGGAUUAUACAAAAGCGCCUGUAGGAUUGCAGCCCUGUUGUACUAAAGUGAUUUUCAAGUGCUUUACUUAAUCCCACCAAUGUGGGACUGCCAAGAAUGCUCAGAUUCUGCAUUUCACAACAUGAUACCAAUUGUCCUUAUUUUUCAGGAUUAUUAUUUUUGAUUUUAAAAUCAAAGCUGGAGGCAAGAUCAUUAUUGUAGUUUCUUGCUCUGAUUUGCUGUGGAUUGUUUUUUCUUGAUCUUAGAAAAAAAGAUAAUUUCAGAAUUAAUAAAAAUGGACAUGAGUAUUGCAA